Molecule: messenger RNA, 1864 nt
Organism: Trichosurus vulpecula (common brushtail)
Lineage: Eukaryota; Metazoa; Chordata; Mammalia; Diprotodontia; Phalangeridae
Product: structure-specific endonuclease subunit SLX1-like
Exons: 1
Coding region: 42-854 (270 amino acids)
Biological process (GO): double-strand break repair via homologous recombination
Cellular component (GO): Slx1-Slx4 complex
Molecular function (GO): crossover junction DNA endonuclease activity; 5'-flap endonuclease activity
Source: RefSeq, a predicted model, not a curated record
UCCUGGCCCAGUUUCGAUGUCACGAUCGUGGCUUGGGAACGAUGGGGCCCGCGGAAGACUCUCGGGCGGCGAAGAAGCCGCAGCCAUUUUUCGGGGUCUACCUUCUCUACUGUCUCAACCCCAAAUACAGAGGCCGCGUCUACGUGGGCUUCACGGUGAACCCCUCUCGGCGAGUCCAGCAGCACAACGCCGGGCGCAAGAAGGGAGGGGCGUGGAGGACUAGCGGGCGAGGACCAUGGGAAAUGGUCCUCAUCGUCCACGGCUUUCCCUCUGAUGUGGCUGCCCUUAGGUUUGAGUGGGCCUGGCAGCACCCUGGGGCCUCCCGUCGCCUGGCUCACAUAAGUGGCAAAGCCAGGAAGGAGGGGGCCUUUUUUUUCCACCUUCGGGUACUGGCCCAGAUGCUACAGGUGGCCCCUUGGAAUCGGUUGCCCCUCACCGUGCGCUGGCUACAACAGGACUUCCAGCAGGAACUCAGCCCUCCACCUCCCCAGCAUAUGCCUCUUGCUUUUGGGCCUUUGCAACCAGGCCUCACUCAAGGAGGAAGGAGAGGGGUAGGCAAGGAAGCAGAUGACGUCUUCUGCUCUCUCUGCCAACAGCCAGUCCAGGAUAAGGAUGGACCCCUUUGCUGUCCUCACCCCAACUGUCCAUUGAAUGCUCACCUAAUUUGCCUUGCUGAAGAAUUCCUUCAAGAGGAACCUCAACAGCUUCUGCCCCUGAAGGGCUGCUGCCCAGGCUAUAGGAACACUUUGUUGUGGGGAGACUUGAUCCGUCUAUACCAGGCAUAUCCUAGCAAUCUGGAAGAGGUAGAAUCUGACCUUGAAGAGACACACUGGACGGAUGAAAUGAAGACUUAGGCAGUCAUCUUUUUCUGCCUAUGGACCUAAGCUUCCCAGGAACCUAGUUUUACUUUCCACCUCCAGCUAGCUUGGGGGGAUUUUUAAUAAUUUUUAUUCAACAGGUGGAAAAGGCUAGAUUUGGAGUUAAAAGGGCUGGAUUCAAAUUUUAGCUCCAAAACUUACCAGCUAUAUCAUACUAAUUGGUGUAGAGUUGUUAAUGUUAGUUCUUACAAUAAAGAGACUAAGUUAAAUGCUGAGCUACUUUGAGGUAGGGAAAAAAGGAAGAAACCUGGGAUGGGGUCAUAGAGAAAAUAAAUGUGUGUUUUCUUACAUGUGGAGGUUUAGCUUAGAGGAGACGAAAAUAGUAUUAGGAAGGGGAGAGAAGCUGGCACAGGCUUUCCCUGCCUAUAGGUGGGAGAUUAUCCUAGGAAAACAAAUAUUACCACAAAGUGAGCAGCUAGGGGCACCUGACAUGAGGACUCAGUGCUCUUAGGAUCCUACCUUCCUGACCUCAACUUUGGUUUAACUCCCUUAGUGCUGGUGACCAAAGGGAGAGCUUACAGCUACCUGGAAGAAUUGAUGGGAGAAGGACCAGGAAGAUAAGAGCUGGAGGGAGGGGAAGGGAAGGGAAGGAAAGAGCUGGUGUGUUAAACUAAGAUCUGGCCCUGAACUCUUAUGUGUUGUGUCCUCCAAUUAGAAUGGAAGUUCCUUGAGAUCAGGCAUUAAAUCAAUUUUCUGUUUGUAUCCCCAGCACCUAGCAGAGCACACAGUAAGCACUUAAACUAAAUGCUUUUUAAUCCAUUCAUGUAUUUCAACAGUGUUUCCAAAUCCCUGAUGGACAUUAAUCUUCAGGAUUUGGGAAUGAGAAAUUGUAGUUCUCAAAAUCAUGUUGUCCUGUAUUUUAAAAAAUAGUUUAUUUACAUGUUUUUAAAUAUCAAUGAGUGAUCAUAAAGAUAAACAAUUGUUUUUCUGUGAGUUAUACUAAAAGUUUUGGGUUUUCUACAAAAAAAAAGAAAAUAAUAAAUGUA